Saxophila tyrrhenica is the source of this 1755-nucleotide messenger RNA. It is a transcript of the gene HSP60, whose product is annotated as chaperonin. Gene Ontology annotation, cellular component: mitochondrial inner membrane; mitochondrial matrix. NCBI's taxonomy places the organism in Eukaryota, Fungi, Ascomycota, Dothideomycetes, Mycosphaerellales, Extremaceae. Gene Ontology annotation, biological process: mitochondrial unfolded protein response; apoptotic mitochondrial changes; protein import into mitochondrial intermembrane space. The record is from RefSeq and is a predicted model, not a curated record. Bases 1 to 1755 code for a protein of 584 amino acids. Gene Ontology annotation, molecular function: ATP-dependent protein folding chaperone; protein-folding chaperone binding; ATP binding. The transcript is spliced from 2 exons.
AUGCAUCGCGCCAUCUCCGCUGCUCCUAGGGCAGCUGUUCGUUCGUCCCGAGUCCGCCCUGGAUCUUUAAUACAACAACGUUUCGCGCACAAGGAGCUCAAGUUCGGUGUGGAAGGCAGGGCAUCGCUGCUACAGGGCAUUGACACGCUCGCAAAGGCUGUUGCCACUACUUUGGGACCAAAGGGCAGGAAUGUGCUCAUCGAGUCGAGUUAUGGCUCGCCAAAGAUCACGAAGGACGGUGUAACUGUCGCCAAGGCUGUCGCGCUCAAGGACAAGUUCGAGAACUUGGGCGCAAGGCUUCUGCAGGAUGUCGCCAGCAAGACCAACGAGGUUGCUGGUGACGGCACCACCACCGCUACCGUCCUUGCCCGUGCCAUCUUCUCCGAAACCGUCAAGAACGUCGCCGCCGGCUGCAACCCGAUGGAUCUGAGACGGGGUACUCAGGCAGCUGUUGACGCUGUUGUCGACUACCUCCAGAAGAACAAGCGCGACAUCACCACUUCAGCAGAGAUCAGCCAGGUGGCCACCAUCUCCGCGAACGGCGACACACACAUUGGCUCGCUUCUGUCCAGCGCGAUGGAGAAGGUCGGCAAGGAGGGUGUCAUCACCGUCAAGGAGGGCAAGACUAUCACCGACGAGCUGGAGGUAACUGAGGGUAUGAAGUUCGACCGCGGCUACAUCUCGCCUUACUUCAUCACGGACACCAAGUCGCAGAAGGUGGAGUUCGAGAAGCCGCUCCUGCUGCUCUCGGAGAAGAAGAUCUCUGCCGUCCAGGACAUUGUCCCGGCUCUCGAGGCCUCUCAGCAGAUGAGGAGACCUCUCGUCAUCAUUGCCGAGGACAUCGAGGGCGAGGCGCUCGCAGUCUGCAUCCUCAACAAGCUCCGUGGACAGCUCCAGGUCGCCGCCGUUAAGGCGCCCGGCUUUGGUGACAACCGCAAGAGCAUCCUCGGCGACCUGGGCGUUCUCACCAGCGGUACUGUCUUCACCGAUGAGCUCGACAUCAAGCUCGAGAAGGCUACGCCAGACAUGCUCGGAUCUACCGGCUCCAUCACCAUCACCAAGGAGGACACUGUCAUUCUCAACGGCGAGGGCAGCAAGGAUGCAGUCACCCAGCGCUGCGAGCAGAUCCGCGGCGUCAUGAGCGACCCAAGCACUUCCGACUACGAGAAGGAGAAGCUUCAAGAGCGUCUUGCUAAGCUCUCUGGCGGUGUUGCCGUCAUCAAGGUGGGUGGCGCCUCGGAGGUUGAGGUCGGCGAGAAGAAGGAUCGCAUGGUUGACGCUCUCAACGCUACUCGUGCUGCCGUCGAGGAGGGUAUUGUGCCUGGUGGUGGCACUGCGCUCCUCAAGGCUGCCGCCAACGCGCUCGACAACGUCAAGGCUGCCAACUUCGACCAGCAACUCGGUGUUUCAAUUGUCAAGUCUGCCAUCACCCGCCCCGCCAGGAUGAUUGUCGAGAACGCCGGUACUGAGGGCUCAGUUGUCGUUGGCAAGCUCAUGGACGAGUUCGGCAAGGACUUUAACAAGGGCUUCGACAGUCAGAAGGGCGAGUACGUCGACAUGAUCUCCUCGGGUAUCCUGGAUCCUCUCAAGGUCGUACGGACAGCACUCAUGGACGCCUCCGGUGUGGCCUCCCUUCUGGGUACGACUGAGGUCGCAAUCGUCGAGGCACCAGAAGAGAAGGGCCCCCCAAUGGGCGGGGCAGGUGGCAUGGGCGGCAUGGGAGGAAUGGGAGGCAUGGGCGGCGGCAUGUUCUAA